This is a messenger RNA of Triplophysa rosa, 4293 nucleotides long. RefSeq names its product endonuclease/exonuclease/phosphatase family domain containing 1 (gene eepd1). NCBI's taxonomy places the organism in Eukaryota, Metazoa, Chordata, Actinopteri, Cypriniformes, Nemacheilidae. The coding region runs from base 2163 to 3824 and encodes 553 amino acids. The record is from RefSeq and is a predicted model, not a curated record. Gene Ontology annotation, molecular function: DNA binding. The transcript is spliced from 7 exons. Gene Ontology annotation, biological process: DNA repair. Gene Ontology annotation, cellular component: plasma membrane.
ACACACAAGCUCAUAUAAGGCAAUUUAGCCUAUUUCUUUCUUUUUAUUAUUAAUAUAAUGUGAACACAGACAGUGUGUCUAUUUACAUAUGCUACACACAGCAUAUCCCAGACAAACAAUUAUGAACAUUGACAAAGUCAAUUUAAUAAAUUUGGCGUAUUUCUGCAUGGACUUACUAACCUCUUUACAAUUAUUUCGACAGCUAGUAUCACUAAUGUGCAUUUAAUGAAAAGAAAAUUAUGACAAUACCAUAUAUUCCACAUUUUUCACAAUUGUGUUUUUCUUAUAUUUCUGUCUGUACCAAUAUCUGUUUUCUUAAAGAUUUGUGCUAAAUUAAGUAAGUAAUUAUUUAUGGUUUGUCACAUGUUUUGCUUUAUUGUUGGUUUUUAUUACUGUGUUGCAAAACUAGUGUUUGGAUAAUUAAACUCUAUUGUAAUAGUCAUUUACAUUUAUUUAUAGAAAAGCUUAUGGUUGAGAAAUGUACUUAUCUUAUACAGUAUGUACAAACUUAAGAAUUUGUUAAAACAAUGUCUCCUUUUGCCCACUCUAACAUCUAGCAUGGAAUUAGUUGGCAAACAAUUGUUAAAGGCCACAUAGCUAUACCAUCUUAUAUCUAUCUUAUAUUUCAUCCAUGCUACUGGACCCUAAAACGUCUGGCCUUGACAUGGAUGCCAUAUCUACUGACUUGAAAAAUGUCAGGUAUGUAAGCUCAAGACAUAAUGUUAACAAUACCACAACAAAUGGCAAAGACACCUCAGAAAUAUUUUACCUGGGAAUGUUUUAAACGCAAAGCACAAUGUGCCAGCAGGCCUGUUCAUUUUAAAAGUGAGAGCCCGAUGUAACAAGAAAUCUGAUCUAACUUAACAGUACUUUACAAACUAAACAUUUCAACAUAUUACAAUAUUUAAACGACAAAAUCAAGAACAGUGUAAAAGUAUUUCAGGCCAAUGUCAACUAAAGAUUUUACAAGAUCAGAAGGUAAUAAGUAUCAACGUUAAAGUUUAUGUAUUUACCAUGUCACACUUCUGUUACAUAAUUUAUCAAAAUUUUAACAACGUGUUCUCAAGAAAAAGUUAAAUAAUCAGUAAUCAUAGAAGUGGCACAGAUUUGACAAACCAUUCAACUAAUCAGUCAAAGAGACCACACCCCCUCUGUAAGACGUCAUGGAGUUUGAUGAGUGCAUCGGAAAGACUCGUAAAGAUCAAUUCAUUGCACAGAUUCAGUUCAUUAAAAUGAUUCGUUUCAACUAGCUGGUUCUUUAGGUCAUCGUUCAAUUGUCCGUGAAAUUAUUCAUUUCUUUACAGUUAGGCUACAUCUGGUCUGUUAUCUGAACUGUGUUUUCAAUUAUAUAGCCUAAAUUAUGGUGGUGUAAGUAGGCUAUGCAUUUUCUCGUACAUUUACAAUACAGUACAUAAAAACAUACGCAUAUAAUAUAAUAUUUUUUAACAUACGCAUAUAAUAUUUAAGGACAGUGGUACAAAUAGAAAGGCAGAGACCAUCUGGUUUUCAUUAUAACCAAUAGGCCUAUUUUUAAUUAUAACUUUUAAAUCUAUUAUAAUUUAUGUGAUGGUUUCUAUUGAUUUUUUCAGCUUCUUUAAGACAAUUAACCAUGAUUUAAGUAAGUUACAUUGGUUUAAUUUGUAGUAGUAGUAACCACAAAUCAACUACUGUCUCACCAUAAUGAUAAUAGUUUAACCAUGGUAUUUGUAGUAAAACUCUGGUAUUACAAAUAGUAAUCUAUCUGCCAACAAUCAUUUACUGAAACAAUUUUCCUAAGGGUACUGUAGUAGGUUACCACAUAAGUCCAUUCAUGAAUCGGUUCACUGAAUCAAUAAAAGCACCGGUUCUAAAGAAUGACUCUUCGCGAAUCGGACAACACGACAUUGGAGCAGCGCUCGAGUUCACUUCAAUCCGCCUGGAGAAACGUCGACAUGGGCACUGCGUUCAACGUUGUCGUUGGGAGACCGAGAAAGCGCGGCGAAAUCUAGAGAAACUGACAGCUACAGAGCAAGCCUUUCUUCUGUGACGAUUAAUGAAAAAGCUGUUGAAUUAGUUAAAUAUCCGUACUGAUAGAUGCCCCGCACACAGACUAGUUUAACACACAGUCCUCGCGUUCUGGACGUUUCAGUUUGGGGUCCAAGUCCGAUUAAAUUGAGAGACAAAUGGGUGGGAAUCUCGGGUGCCACCGGUCCAUCCCCAAGGACCCGACGGACUUCUGCCAGGGCAAGCGCAAGUUCAGCGCAGCGUGCAACUUUAGCCACAUUCUGGUAAACCAGGAGCGGUUGAACAUCAAUACGGCUACUGAGGAGGAGCUCAUGACUCUACCGGGUGUGAACCGCCGGGUGGCCCAAAACAUCGUGGAGUACCGAGAAUGCAUCGGGGGGUUCAAGAAAGUAGAAGACCUCGCGUUGGUCAGCGGGAUCGGUGCGACUAAACUGGAAGCUAUUAAACUAGAAAUUUGCGUUUCAUGCAAGAACAGCUCGUCUAAUCACUCGCCUUCGUCUUUGCGCAAAGAGAGCGAGCACCUGCCGUGCGCCGGCGUGAACAUAAACACAGCCACGCUGCCGCAGCUCGUGAGCGUCCGUGGCAUCACAGAGAAAAUCGCCAAGAACAUUGUGGAGUUCCGAGUUGUCCACGGCCCGUUUAAAAACAUUGAAAAUCUGGUUAAAGUUCCCAACGUGAAUUCAUCCCUGUUGGACCGGAUCCGUUUCCAGGUGUUCGUAGAGCGCUCCAGAACGCCCUCGACAAACACGAACGGCGGGUUCACGCAUCCGAGCCCCACAUCCUUCAGCGUGCGCAGCGAUGACAUAGACGUUCCUCCAGGUGGACCGGCGCUCAUCGCUUCUGUCCGGCCCUGCGUGGAGCCUCCCGCGGCAACGCGCGAUGGGAAGCCCGUGGUACGAGUGGCCACCUGGAACCUGCAGCGCUGCUCCAGUGAAAAGGCCAACAACCCUGGGGUGAAGGAGGUCGUCUGUAUGACCGUACUGGAAAACGACAUUAAGCUGCUAGCGGUUCAAGACUUGGCUGACCGGGAGGCUCUAGAGAAGUUUUGUGCUGAGUUGAAUCAUCCCACCCUCUCCAGCGUACGCAAGUGGAAGAGUGCCAGAGGUCUUUGGAAAUACGCUGUUUCAGACAAAUCCACUGGACAGUCCAAUAACGGGGCAGAGUACUCGGGGUUCCUGUGGGACUGCUCUUCUGGGAUUCAAAUGAAGGAUAUCACUGUCUUGGAAAAUUCUGCAACAAAUGGAAAUGGAAAACAUCCGCAUCCUCAGCCAUAUCUAGGCCGUUUUUAUAUUGGAUCGUCAGAGCUUACGCUGGUUAAUUUGCACCUGUCAGCGACACCAUCGGUUGGAGAACAGAAGGGGAAAAAUGGCUCCACUGAGGAGCUCAAGGCCUAUAGACUAAACACUGGUAUCCAGGAAACUCUCAAAGGCGAGCGUGAGUUGCUGGUACUCGGACACUUUGGCACAGCUCCGGACAGCCCUGAGAUGGAGUGCCUGAGGAAAGAAAAACUGACCGCCCUCCUCCCACCGUCUGUCUUUACGAACAUCAGCACUCGAACCCCACAAGGUUCCUGCUGUCUGGACAACAUCUGGACCAGCCGCUCCCUCAAGAAGAUCUACACCGGUCAUUGCUCUGUGGUAAGGGAAGGACUGACCAAUCCCUGGAUUCCAGAUAACUGGUCGUGGGGUGGGGUAGCUUCUGAACACUGUCCUAUAGUGGCAGAAUUCUACGUAGACAUCAUUCUGAAGGAGCAUCUGUGCAAUGGGAACGGAGUGGCGGUGGUGGAGAGAGAAGACACCAUGAGCAAACAUGAGCGAUGACCUAUGACUUUACAUGGUCACUGUAGAGAAAAAAAUUGUGACUAAUAGGUGGACAAAUGAAUAACGGAUGGACACAAUGACUGACUGAACUAGAUUGCGAUAAAUUAUUGUUUUCUGUUUUGUUGAUCUGUUCUAUGUACUGUAGAGAUUCAACAACCCUUUGAUUUUAAUGUGGCGUAAUAUGAGAGAGAUAUAGAGAGAGAUAUUUAAACAAAGAUUUAUUUAGGAUUGAAAAUAAAGAAAUCAAUUUUGUGUGCCAAAACUUUGUAAAUGCAUACAAUAAAUCAAUAUUUACAAGUUUGUGUGUCAUAAAAAACAUGCUCUACUUGCUGUUACUUUUUGAAACAAAACUGUAUAUCAUAAAAAAUUGCCUCAAACAAAAGCCUUUUAGGAGUUUUAUUCUAAAUAAUGUAGAAAUGUUCAUGUGUUAUUUUGUAGUCAAAGCUUAACAAAUAAUAAACGCGCAGUU